Messenger RNA from Syngnathus typhle (broad-nosed pipefish), 4333 nucleotides. It is a transcript of the gene fig4a, whose product is annotated as FIG4 phosphoinositide 5-phosphatase a. The record is from RefSeq and is a predicted model, not a curated record. Gene Ontology annotation, cellular component: membrane; intracellular membrane-bounded organelle. The transcript has 23 exons. NCBI's taxonomy places the organism in Eukaryota, Metazoa, Chordata, Actinopteri, Syngnathiformes, Syngnathidae. Gene Ontology annotation, molecular function: G protein-coupled receptor activity; phosphatidylinositol-3,5-bisphosphate 5-phosphatase activity. The coding region runs from base 263 to 3922 and encodes 1219 amino acids. Gene Ontology annotation, biological process: phosphatidylinositol dephosphorylation; G protein-coupled receptor signaling pathway.
CGUCGCGUGCCUGAAUUUGCUAGCUAAAUCACUUCGAAUGCCUACCAAACACGUUUUAUUGGGAGGGACGUUUUAAGCAUUUAUCUUGGGUACCAGCGGGGAAAUGUGUACUGGCGUCUGUUAAAGACAAGCGUCCGUCCGUCCGUCGCUUGACUAAUUCAACGGUGGUGACAGCAGAAUUGUUGGGAAUUUGCAACUCUUCUGCUUACAUGCAUACACCUUUUUUCUGUUUGUCUGUCUGUCCGCCCGAACCUGAGCAAACAUGCCUCAGUCUGCAGCUGUCAUAAGUGGACUCCAGAGGAUGGUUCUAUACGAGACCCGAGCCAGGUAUUUUUUGGUGGGGAGCAAUCAGGCUCAGACCAAACACAGAGUGCUGAAGAUCGACCGCACCGAACCCAAGGACCUGGUCAUCAUUGACGAUAAGCACGUGUACAGCCAGCAGGAGGUGCGCGACUUGCUGAGUCGUCUGGAUUUGGGAAACCGCACAAAGAUGGCCCAAAAGGGUCCGUCGGGCCUCUCCAGGGCCGUGACGGCCGUCGGCGUGGUGGGCUUUGUGCGCUUCCUAGAGGGCUACUACAUGGUGUUGAUCACCAAACGGCGGAAAAUGGCCGACAUCGGGGGCCACUCUAUUUACAAAAUUGAGGACACGACCAUGAUCUACAUUCCCAACGACUCGGUGCGGGUGGCGCACCCCGACGAAGCUAGAUAUGUCCGGAUCUUCCAAAACAUGGACUUAUCUAGUAACUUUUACUUCAGCCACAGCUACGACCUGAGCCACUCGCUGCAGCACAACCUGACGCUGCUGCGGAGGCCUUACGGGCAGUGGGCCACGGAGGCCGGCGACGGCGAGGACCAGGCCGCCGAGGCGCCCGAGCGACGGGACGGCUUUGACAUCUUUGAAGAUGAGGGCUUGCCCGCUCAAGUGGUUUACGGAGUGCGCGCCGAGCCCUACUCCAAGUACGUGUGGAACGGGAACCUGCUGCGGCGUGUCAAGGACGUGGUGCACCCCGACUGGCUCUUGUACAUCAUCCACGGCUUUUGCGGCCAGUCCAAGCUGCUCAUCUACGGCCGGCCGGUGCACGUGACCCUCAUCGCCAGGCGCUCCAGCAAAUUUGCCGGCACCCGCUUCCUGAAAAGAGGCGCCAACUGCGAGGGCGACGUGGCCAACGAAGUGGAGACGGAGCAGAUGGUCCACGACGCCUCGGUGAUGUCCUUCCGGGUGGGAAGCUACUCGUCCUACGUGCAGACGCGAGGCUCCGUCCCGCUUUACUGGUCCCAGGACAUUUCCACCAUGAUGCCCAAGCCCCCGAUCCGACUGGACCAAGCGGACCCGUACGCACACGUGGCCGCUCUUCAUUUUGACCAGAUGCUGCAGCGCUUUGGAUCGCCCAUCAUCAUCCUCAACCUGGUCAAGAAACGAGAGAAAAGGAAACACGAGAAGAUUUUGAGCGAGGAGCUGCACCCCGCCAUCAUCAACCUGAACCAGUUCCUGCCGCAGCAGCACGGCAUUGAGUACAUCGCCUGGGACAUGGCCCGCUACACCAAGAGCAAGCUGUGCAACGUCUUGGACCGUCUGAGUAUGAUCGCCGAGAACGUGGUCAAGCGAACGGGCUUUUUUGUCAACCGAGCAGAUUUCUACUGUCACGCGCUCCACCCCGAUGAAAGAUGGGGCGACCUGGGCGGAAGCAUUUCGGGCGCUGGGCGAGCGCAGACGGGUGUGCUCAGGACCAACUGCGUGGACUGUUUGGACCGAACCAACACAGCCCAGUUCAUGGUGGGCAAGUGCGCGCUCGCCUAUCAACUCUACGCGCUGGGAAUGAUCGACAAGCCCAAGCUCCAGUUUGACACGGACUGCGUCAGGCUGUUUGAGGAGCUGUACGAGGACCACGGCGACACGCUUUCGCUGCAGUACGGCGGCUCGCAGCUGGUGCACCGGGUCAAGACCUACCGCAAGAUUGCGCCGUGGACGCAGCACUCCAAAGACAUCAUGCAGACGCUGUCGCGCUACUACAGCAACGCUUUCUCAGAUGCCGACAGACAGGACGCCAUCAACUUGUUCCUUCAAGUGUACCAGCCGGUGGAGAACAGGCCGCACCUGUGGGACCUGCCCACCGACUUCUACCUGCACCAGAAGAGCACCAUGGCGCUCCCAGCGGACCGCCGCAGCUACACCUUGUGGUGGUCCGAAGGAGUCCUGUCCUACCUCCCCAUCGCCUUGGACCAAGUCCCGUGCGAGCAAACCAUGAAGAAGCUGGCGGUCAAGCGAGUCAACCGCUUGGACGAGAGCGUCGACAUCUACGCCGAGUUCUUCAGACCCUACGAGCUCACCUCCUUCGACGACACCUUCUGCAAGGCCAUGACCAACUCGGCCAGGGAGUUCAUGCCCAAAACGGUGGGGGUGGAUCCCAGCCCCUUCACUGUCCGCAAACCGGAGGAGACGGCCAAAUCCGUGCUGGGCAACAAGAGCACCAAGGAGGAGACGCUGGUGCAGAGGAAGACGGCGGCCAGCGCGCCGCCUCCGCCCAGCGAGGAGGCCAUUUCCAGCUCCUCGGAGGACGACUCUGAGGAGGAGCGCGACGACGACGCCGCCGCCUCCGUCUCGCAGCGCUCCACCCCGGUCAAGCUUUGGUCGGCCGAUUCCGGAGAGGGCGCUCGUGCCCACGAGGAGAGCCAGCAGCAGCAGCCGCAGCAGCAGCCGCAGCAGCAGCAGCAGCAUCCGGCCUUCAAGGAGCCCUACGGGCUCAAUCUGGCAACGGUCCCCGCCGAGCAAGACCUGCUCAUCUACGAGCGCUUCGCACGGCUGGGCGAGAGCCAGCAGCGGCGAGCGGCCAAGAGCGAGCACCUCCACCUGCCCAACGUCACCCGCUUGAGAGCGGAGAGAAGCUCUCCGCCGGCAGGGACGACAAAAGACUGGUUGGCGGCGGUGAUGAACGACUCGGCGGCGGCGCCGGCCAACGGCUCGUGGGCCCGGCCCCCGGCCCGCAACGACACCUCGAUGACGCGGUGGGACUCCCCGGCGGCGGCGGCGAUGGGGCCGGCCUCCGCCGUCAACCCGUGGGACGUCAUGCUGUGCGUCUCGGGCACGGCCAUCGCCUGCGAGAACGCCAUUGUGGUGGCCAUCAUCAUCUACACGCCGGCGCUCAGGACUCCUAUGUUCGCUCUGGUGGGCAGCCUGGCCACGGCCGACCUGCUGUCCGGCGUAGGGCUGGUGGUCAACUUCGUCCUUCGCUACGCCGUCCCCUCUCAGGCGCUGAGUCUGGCCACGGUGGGCUUCCUGGUGGCCUCCUUCGCGGCGUCCAUCAUCAGCCUGCUGGCCAUCACGGUGGACCGCUACUUGUCGCUCUACGACGCCCUGGCCUACUACUCGGAGAAGACGCUGCAGCGGACUCGCGCCAUGCUGCUGGCCACCUGGGGCGCCUCGCUGCUCCUGGGCCUGCUGCCCGUGCUGGGCUGGAACUGCCUGAGGCGGCCGGCGGCGUGCAGCGUGGUGCGGCCGCUGACGCGCGGCAACCUGACGCUGCUGGCCGCCGCCUUCUUUGUCAUCUUUGCGCUCAUGCUGAUGCUCUACUUGCAAAUCUGCAAGAUCGUGUGGCGCCACGCCCACCAGAUCGCCCUGCAGCGCCACUUCUUUGCCGCCUCGCACUACGUGGCCACCAAGAAGGGCGUGUCCACCCUGGCCAUCGUCCUGGGGACCUUUGGCGCCAGCUGGCUGCCCUUCGCCGUCUACUGCCUGGUGGGCGAGCGCGAGUACCCGCCGGUGUACACCUACGCCACGCUGCUGCCCGCCACCUACAACUCCAUGAUCAACCCCAUCAUCUACGCCUACAGGAACGCCGAGAUCCAGCGCUCCAUCUACCUGCUCCUGUGCGGCUGCUUCCGCCCCAACGCCGCCUACCGCUCUGGAUCGCCCAGCGAAGUCUGAGCCGCUUCCGUGGGCAAAAAGCGCCAGGUGGAUAGCAUUUUUUAAAAUCCAAACUAUUGGGAUUUAUUUCCAAGUUCAUAACUAUUUGGCAUUGAACGCAACACGAGUUCUGGAGGGAACUUUGAGAAACUCUGACCAAGAAAAGACGGAGAAAACGUCCGACUUCACUCGUGAAUGUACCGUCGUGGAAAAAGAAAAGAAAAGUGCACUUUAUUCAACGUCUGUCUCUGUUUUUGUUUUUGUUUGGUUUUGAAAUGCCAAAGCAGUAUUCUAACAACCCUUCUUGUAUAUUGUGACCGGUGUGCCAUUUUCUAUUUGGUAUCUUUCAUUGUGCAUUUUCUACCAGGAAAAAGAAAAGAAAAGAAUAAAGUGCUCCAAAUGCAGAAAUGUCCAACACGAGCGUUGUUCUCC